Molecule: messenger RNA, 804 nt
Organism: Symbiodinium sp. CCMP2456
Lineage: Eukaryota; Dinophyceae; Suessiales; Symbiodiniaceae
Source: the annotation of a GenBank genome assembly
AUGAAGCUCCACACAGUUGGCUUCUGCGGUGUGGACGACUCGGUGGACCUGGCAGAACUGGCAAGAUUGGACCAGGCUUUUCCUGGACAUUGGAUUGAGUGGGGUGUACUUUUGCGACCAGAUCGACAAGGAGAACCGCGCUAUGCUUCGCCAGCACUGCUGAAGCGGCUGGGCAUGCUGGCGCGAGGUGAGGAUCCGCAGCUUCCAGGGGCGAAGCUUCGCUUGGCAGCCCAUCUUUGCGGGCAGGAUUGCCUCAGGGCACUCGCUGGUGACGUCGGCCACAUCUCGGGGCUGCAUGCACUUCUGGGCUUCGGGCGAGCACAGCUCAAUCCGACUAAGGCAAACCUGGCAUCUGACUGGCAACCAGAGGGCGCCGCCCGUGGUCUCCGCACUCUGGCCUCUGCACUGCCAAGCGUGGAGUUCAUUCUUCAGGUGAACGAUGAAACACAGGAGCUCUUCAAGUCCCUCUUCGAGUCAACGGAGCCUCCACCGCCCAACUUGGCAGUGUUGCUCGAUGCCUCCUGCGGCCUGGGCGUGGCGCCGGGCCGCUGGUCUGCGCCACCGAAAGUUGUGCGACGCUUUGGUUUCGCUGGUGGCUUGGGGCCAGACACGGUCCUUGAGCAGCUGCAGCGCAUGGCUGAAGCUUGCGAGGAGGAUCACAGGGAUGCGUCGGUCUGGAUCGACAUGGAGUCCCGCAUCCGCAGCCAGUCGGCAGCCGGUGCCGACUGCUUCGACUUGAUGCUGAUCCGACAAGUUGCCGAACUGGUCCUGAAGUCUGGAUGGCUGCUGAAGAGCAGCUUGUAG